Messenger RNA from Panicum virgatum (switchgrass), 1108 nucleotides. RefSeq lists its product as uncharacterized. Lineage: Eukaryota; Viridiplantae; Streptophyta; Magnoliopsida; Poales; Poaceae. Bases 1 to 939 code for a protein of 312 amino acids. The record is from RefSeq and is a predicted model, not a curated record. The transcript is spliced from 4 exons. Gene Ontology annotation, molecular function: carbohydrate binding.
AUGGCGACCAACGCCCCCAGCUUCCAGGUCACUCCCCGCGCCGCGCACGCCGAGUGCAGCGAGCUCAGCUUCCAGGGCCUGUACCUGUUCCACACGCCCCUGGGCCCCAAGGCCAACCAGGCCCUCAUCAUCGACGGCAAGGGCCCCAUGGGCGCCACCGCGGUCAACAACUGGGCGGUGUGCCACGGGCCAGGGCCGGACGCCAAGGUCGUCGCCCGCGCGCAGGGCCUGCACAUCCAAGCCGGCAACUGGCUCAACUCCUUCAGCCUCGUCUUCGAGAACCAAAGGUUUAGUGGGUCCACACUUCAGGUGAUGGGAAUCACCGUUGAAGCUGGGGAGUGGGCCAUCGUUGGGGGCACCGGGCAGUUUGCCAUGGCAACCGGCGUCAUCACCAAGAAGUUCCAUGAGCAAAGAAGCGACGGCAACGUCAUAGAGCUCGCUAUCCGUGCCUUCUGCCCACUGCUCAAAGGGACAAGGCACCCUGUCACGAAGAUUGGGACAUGGGGUGGCAACGGAGGGAACCCCAUGGACAUCGCCGAGGCGCCCAAGCGCCUGGAGAGCAUCACCGUUCGCAGCGGCCCGGGCGUCGUCGCCGCCAUCGCCUUCUCCUACGUCGACCAUGCCGGCCAGAAGCACGCCGCCGGUCCAUGGGGCGGGUCCGGCGGACAGCCUCACACGGUCCAGCUCGGGGAGUCUGAGGUCGUCACACAGGUGUCCGGGACAGUCGGCAGCUUCGACGGCAUCGCCGCCGUGGUAACCUCGAUCAAGUUCGUCACCAACCUUGGGAGCUACGGGCCGUGGGGGGAGGAGAAGGGGGCUCCGUUCGCCGUCCCGGUGCAGCCUGGCAGCGGCGGCGGCGGGGGCGUCGUGGGCUUCUUCGCGCGCAGCGGGAUCUACCUGGUCGCCAUUGGCGUCUACGUGCGCCCCUCUGAUCUCUGAAUGAACAAUGAAGAUCCAGCUGCUUCUUGAUCGAUCGGCCGGCCGGCUUGCAGUUUCCAAUUUGGCUUGCUUUCGUUUGGCACGCAUUUCUCUGAUGUACAACGAAGAACGAACUGAGUUGGGGGUCGUCCUCCCCUCUCGGGUGUCUUGUUUGUGUGGUGUGUUUGCU